This is a messenger RNA of Anguilla rostrata (American eel), 1358 nucleotides long. It is a transcript of the gene wdr83, whose product is annotated as WD repeat domain containing 83. Gene Ontology annotation, molecular function: protein binding. Lineage: Eukaryota; Metazoa; Chordata; Actinopteri; Anguilliformes; Anguillidae. Gene Ontology annotation, cellular component: catalytic step 2 spliceosome. The coding region runs from base 216 to 1166 and encodes 316 amino acids. Gene Ontology annotation, biological process: mRNA splicing, via spliceosome. The record is from RefSeq and is a predicted model, not a curated record. The transcript has 10 exons.
GUAGUGAUUCUAUGCUGUUAAACAUGGCAGCACCAAGUUUGAAAAACUAGCACAGGAUUGAAUGUUGUUAAUUGUUAAAAACAUUGCAUUGAAUUAGCGAAUUAUGUGAAGACCGGAAAUGUGUUCUCAAAUAUUGUGUUCACAGAUAACGAUCAUUAAGCGGACCGAAAAGAACAGCUCAAGACUUUAAUUCGCCAAGGUGGUGGUUACGGGCCAUGGCACUCCCCCAACCCAAACUACAGGCGCCUCAGCUACCCCAGCACCUGCUCCGAACCUUGGACUGCAAGCAGGGGGCUGUCAGAGCUGUGCGCUUCAAUGCGGAUGGCAACUACCUACUCUCAUGUGGCAGUGACAAAACCCUUCGGCUAUGGAGUGUAAGCCGAGGAACUCUGCUGAAGACCUACAGCGGGCAUGGUUACGAGGUGCUGGACGCCGACGGUUCCUAUGACAACAGCCAGCUGUGCUCCUGCAGUUCUGACAAGACAGUGAUCCUGUGGGACGUGGCGACGGGACAGGUCACCCGCAAACUGAGGGGUCAUGCUGGGAAAGUCAACUGUGUGCAGUUCAAUGAAGAAGCUACAGUCAUGCUAUCAGGUUCCAUAGAUGGCACGGUCAGGUGUUGGGACACACGGUCCAGGAGACCCGAGCCCAUUCAGAUUCUGGACGAGGCCAGUGACGGUGUGAGCAGCAUAAAGGUGUCUGAACACGAGCUGCUUACCGGUUCUGUGGACGGUAAAGUGAGGCGAUACGACCUGCGAAUGGGGCAGCUGCACGUAGACUUCGUCAGCAGCCCCAUCACGUGCGUGUGCUUCAGUCAGGAUGGACAGUGCUCCCUCAGCUCCAGUCUGGACUCCACCGUCCGGCUUCUGGACAAGAGCACGGGAGAGCUGCUGGGAGAGUACACCGGCCACAAGAACACGGGCUACAAGCUGGACUGCUGCCUGUCUAACAAGGACACCCACGUGGUGAGCUGCUCAGAGGACGGACACGUCUACUACUGGGACCUGGUGGAGGGGUCACUGUCGCUCAAGUUGUCAGUUGGGAAGGCAGUUGUUCAGUCCCUCUCCUUCCACCCCACGGAACCACGCCUUCUCACUGCCAUGGAAGGGCGUGUCCAGGUGUGGGGGGCGGAGCCUGAAGAUACGCAAGAGGAGGCGGCCAUUUGAAAUUGAGGUCCUGCAGAAAUAUAAUUGAUCUGAUCAACACCCAUCCAUCGAUCAUCUAACCCACUUAUUUCAAUGUCCAGUUAAUCGGAUUAAACUUUUGAAAGGCCCUGAACAGCGGUGACCCCCACCUCCAAUUCUGUCAUUUUUAUUUCUGGAAUUUUUUAAAUUUUAAAUAAAUGUGUAUUUUUAUAA